GGCGCGCGGGGGCAGGGCGGUCAUGUGACUACAUGGCCGCUCCGAUCACGUGUCCCCGGCCGCUUUGUUACAUCGAGCCCAGGCCCGGGCCUCCAUGAUGUUGAUGAUGAUGAUGAUGGAGGAUUACCGGCCUGGCUUUCCCGCAGCCACUUCAGACGACGACGACGAAGAAGAAGAAGAGGACGAGGAGGAGGAAGAGGAGGAGGAAGAAGAAGAAGAGGAGGAGAAGGAGGAAGAAGGACCGCGACAUAAACCCCUCCCCAGCAUGGCGUGUCCGAGUCAGGUUCACAUGGGUGGAGUAGAUAGUGUUUUUCACAUGCAACAGGAAUUGGUGAAGAAGACAAUGGAAUGUGGCUGGCAGCUCGCUGAAGCUCAACAGAGACUUUGUGAUUUGGAACUGCACAAUUCUGAGUCUUUGGAACAAGAACGGGCCAAAGCACAGGUUGAAUUCUGGGAGCUGAAGCAAAAAGAAGAGGAGUGGAGGCAAAAGGAGGAAGAGCUGACCUGGAAUGAGAGGCUAAGUUCAUGGAACAUUGAUACAAACAGUAGGGAAGGUUUUAAUAAGAGUAUGAUCAAUAAAAAAUCUAAAGAAAUAGAGGAAGAUGGGAAAAAUGUAACUUUUGUACAGAGAUAUCACCAGCAGAUCAGGCACUUUGGUAAGUAAACAACUCUCUACUUGUU
This is a messenger RNA of Chiloscyllium plagiosum (whitespotted bambooshark), 681 nucleotides long. The record is from RefSeq and is a predicted model, not a curated record. Lineage: Eukaryota; Metazoa; Chordata; Chondrichthyes; Orectolobiformes; Hemiscylliidae.